Lytechinus pictus (painted urchin) is the source of this 1759-nucleotide messenger RNA. RefSeq names its product monocarboxylate transporter 6-like. Bases 125 to 1420 code for a protein of 431 amino acids. NCBI's taxonomy places the organism in Eukaryota, Metazoa, Echinodermata, Echinoidea, Temnopleuroida, Toxopneustidae. The record is from RefSeq and is a predicted model, not a curated record. The transcript is spliced from 5 exons. Gene Ontology annotation, cellular component: membrane. Gene Ontology annotation, biological process: transmembrane transport. Gene Ontology annotation, molecular function: monocarboxylic acid transmembrane transporter activity.
CCGCUUGGUCAUUGUGUAUGCUCAUGCUCGGUUGCAAAAUAUCACGACCUGAUGGUUUUUCGAUUCUUUGAGUGCUCAGGGGCAAACUGGUGUGUACUGUAGUGAUAAUUUUUCAUCAUUAAAAAUGGGUAGAUGUUGUGACAUUCUUUCUUCUUCAAGUGUACCUGUGAUGUUGUGCCUCUUCAUGUCAGCUACGGUGCACGUUGGUAUCUUAAAGGUGAUUGGAUUAUAUAUCAGGGACAUCAGCAUUGAUCUUGAAACUACAUCAGCCGAUAUGGGAGUUGCACUUGGUCUCCUGAAUACCUUCGUUUACAUACCGAGUCCAUUAAUUGCCACCCUCUAUCGGCAUCAUUCAAUUCGUCGUCCGCUACUAAUAUCUGGAGCGUUUCUUCAAACUUCAGGAGUGACGCUAUUUUCAAUGGCAACAACAAAUGUUCAAAUGAGCGUCUGCCUAUCAGUGACAGGUCUUGGAAUCAGUAUCUUGCUAAUAUGUUGUAUAGUGACACUACAUCAUGUGGCUAGGGAUAACUACAAUCUGCGUUUAGGACUCGGUUUAAGUGGUUAUGGCGCCGGUAUGGUGCUAUUCCCGCUUUUGGCUGAAUUCCUACAUAGCCCUUACGGUUGGAGAGGUGGACUUCUCAUUAUGAGUGCCUUUAUAGCACACGUUAUUCCAUGUGCUGCAGGAAUUACAACGGGGUUAGAUGAGAGGAGCAUACGAAAAAAUGAAUUAGAACCAAUCGCAAGCUCAUCUACAGGAAUCAUUGACCAGGAUAUGAAUAGAGAAGACACCGAAACAGCGCGAAGCUCAGAAGGCAGCCGAUUCGGGCAUGUUUCGGUUAUUCAAAGCAUCACCAAUACCAUCCGUCAAUCUGAUUUUUACGUGGAUCCUGUAUUCAAUGUCAUAUUCGCUCUAAAUUUUGCCUUCUACAUGGUGACCACUGGUUGGUAUUCCUUUCUUGUACCCCAUGUUCUUCAAAGAGGAAUUUCUGUCAAGAAUACCAUUAUCCUGACUUUCGCAGGAGCAAUAGGGAAUACUUCUAGCAGACUUGGUGUAGGUGUCGUAACAAAUCACCUCUUCACACCUAUUGAUGUCUAUAUCUUCGUUACAAUCCUGAACAUCGCUGCUCUCCUCGUCGAUGUGUUUGUAGCCAAUUAUUACAUUAUGUUGGUGACAACUUGCUUCUCUGCAACGGCAAUUGGAGGGAGAGCUGUUUUGACAUCACUUAUCGUGAGGGACAGGGCAUCUUCCGACAAAUUUGAUAUAGCGUUUUCACUCAUCAGAAGUAUAUCCGGAAUAGGAAUGUUUGUUGGUGGAUAUUUAGGUGGUUUAUUGGCUGAUACUUUCUCAUCUUUCAACGCUACUUUCAAAAUGUUAGCAAUCUUGGUGAUGAAAUGCAACCCGAAACCGAAUUCCUCCUGACAUUGCAGUAAGAUAUUCUCACUGCAUUUAUUUAUGUCAGUCACUUAAUAAUCGGUCAUCGAAUCGAUACCGUGGUCUUUAUAAAGGCCAAGUCAAUCUCAACAAUGAGUCAAUUUAAAUAAUAGGACAAAAAAAGCAAGUCAAACUCAUCGAAAUCGGAUGCGAAAAUCGGAUGGAAAAUGAAAAAAAAAGCGAUUAAGAUAAUCAAAUAUAGAUGAGGAAAAGGGCAUUUAUUGAUGAUCAUGCAAUAUCGUACAUGAAAAAAACAGCCACAGCUUGAACUUUCACGUUUAUGACAAUAUUGUUGGCACAAUAUAAAUAUCGUAAUAAAUAGAUUAU